GAAGAAACAGAAAACAAACACACAGAAAUAGAGAGAGUUUUGAUUGGUUAGCUAAGAAAAGAGAGAAAACACAGCUUUGGAAAAUGGAUUUGACACGUCCUUCUUCUGCUCAAGAUCAACCAGAGGAACCACUCAAGAUUCACCAUCCAGGUAUACAACACUAGAUUCUAGUUUCAGAAACUUGGGUUUUCAUUUACUUGAUUGAUGGUGUUUCGAAUACAGAGGAAGAAGAGCAUCAUGAGAGCCGAGCAUCUAAAAUGUUCGGGAAAGUAAAGGCAAAAGCUAAGAAGUUGAAGAACAGACUUACUAAACAUAGUGAUGAGCACGAUAACGAUGUCGUGGAUGAAGAAGAAGAAGAAGAUGAAGCUGACGUGCCAGAGCUAGAAAAGCAUCUCUCACCAGUGAAUGAAGUCCCCAAUGUGAGAGGCUAUACAGAAACGAGUAAACCUGAGUCUUUGACUCAUCCCGGAGAAACUACUGUUACAGAGGAGAUCAUUCCUUCAGGGACUAAGGAUUCAACUGAUUACACCAGAACCGCCCAACCUGAACCAUUACGAGAUGCAACUUACGAGGCACCGUCUUAUCCUGUAAGAACAUCAGAUGAGUCGAACAGGGAAGAGAGCAGAGAGACUCAUCACUUGCCACUGAAAACUCCCGUGUCUCUACUCUCUGAAACAGAGGGUGCGACAACUCCUGGUGAAGAUGGACUAUUGGGUGGUCAACGGGAAGUCGACACUGAUAAGCCCAAAAGAUUCGAGGACGAUCUGAGUGGUGAAUCUACUUAUCAGUUCAAGACUCCGUAUCACACCCGAACACAAGGUAGUGGAGAAGAAGAUGAUCAGAAGUCAGGUCUAGGAACUGAGCUGGAGUCCGAAUCUGGAAACGGAAAGGAUUCGCUGGUUAAAGUUGGAGUAGAAUCAGAAACAGAGCUCGUUAAAGAUCUUCCGACAAGAAGCUUCGAAUCAGAAACUGGGCGUAGUGAAGAUUUUCCGGUGAAGGGCCAUGAAUUUGAUCAGAAGUUCGAUCCAAGAAUCAGCAACGAUGGUGAAAAAAUAGAAACUGAGCUCGGUAAAGAUCUUCCGACAAGAAGCUUCGAAUCUGACAUCGGCAACGAGUCGCCGACCGUUUUUGGCGAGAAACAAGAAACUGAGCGUAGCGAAGAUUUUCCGGCGAAGAGCCAUGAAUUUGAUCAGAAGUUUGACUCAAGAAUCAGCAACGAUGGUGAAAAAACAGAAACUGAGCUCGGUAAAGAACUUCCGACAAGAAGCUUCGAAUCUGACAUCCGCCACGAUUCGCCGACCAUUUUUGGCGGGAAACCAGAAACUGAGCGGAGUGAAGACUUUCCGGUGAAGAGCAUCGAUUCAAGAAUCGGCAACGAUGGUGAAAAAACAGAAACUGAGCGGCGUGAAGAUUUUCCGGCGAAGAGCCAUGAAUUUGAACAGACGAUCGGAUCUGGGAUCGGUGAGGACAACGGGGCUGGAAAACAAGGAACUGAGCGGAGGGAAGAUUUUUUGGGGAAAAACUAUGAAUUUGACCAGGAGAUUGAAUCUACCUUCGGAAAAGAUUCACCUACCAGACUUCCCGGAGACGAAAAUUUUCCAACAAGAAGAGAUGAUAUGAAAGUCGAGAUUGGGUUGGGAAGAGAGUUACCGACAGAAACUGAUGAUCACUUCUCACCAGAAUUUUCUGGUCCGAAAGAGAGAGUUGAUUUCGAUUCACAGGCUGAACAGACAAGAUACGAGGCACAAGAGGUAAAACCAACCACCUACUCAGAGAUGAUUGGUUCACCCACCGAGAAAGUUAUAGACACGAAGAAUGCUGCCACUUCAAGUAUAGGCUACUCCAGCGAUAUAUCCGGUGGGCAACACGAGAGUCCCGUCGAGACAGUUGCUGAUGCUGACAACGAAAAGGUCAAAGAAACUGCAUCACCUUUCUCUGGCGGCGGAAGUAAGGCAUAUGAGACAGAACAAGGCGAAGACAAAUUUGUGCCGGCUAGAGAUCAUCUGAAUGAGAAGCUGACUCCUGAAGAAGAAGACGAAGCUUUUUCUGAUAUGGUCGCUGAGAAACUUAAUCUUGGAGGAGAGAAAAAGACAACGGCCGUUGAGAAGAUCCCAUCCGACAAGUUACCGGAGGAGAUAGAAGGCCGUGACGAGGAAGGGAAAGGUGGAGGAGGAAUAGUGGGGACGAUUAAAGGAGUGUACAAUUACUGGGUUGGUGGUACGGAGGAGGUGAAGCCUAAAUCUCCAAAUUCAGUUGAAGAGUCUUCACAACCACUUAGCUCCACCGUUGGUAAAACUAACUCGGACUAAAGGCUUUUCGGAGUCCGGUGAAAGCGGGUUGGGAGAGACAGGCGGUGGUACCGGAGCUGUGCCAGUGCAGAAAGAAAUUUGAGAGUCUUGGAACUGAGAUUUGGGGUUUUCUACUGAAUUAUGUUUGUGUUAGCGUCUCUGUUUGUCAUUUUUCAUGUAUUUUGAUGUAAUGUAAUCUUUGUCUGUGUGUCAAAAAGAUUAAAUAUAUACAUUGGAAUAAGCUCUUCCUUACAUGAUUAGAGCUUUAAAAUGUGCUCUACUCUUGGUUGAUACAAUGGAUGAGUUGAAAAUGCAUAUGUGAUAACUGAUGAAUCUUUAUAUGAACGUGAAAAUGUGUUGCAAA
Eruca vesicaria subsp. sativa (arugula) is the source of this 2652-nucleotide messenger RNA. The record is from the annotation of a GenBank genome assembly. NCBI's taxonomy places the organism in Eukaryota, Viridiplantae, Streptophyta, Magnoliopsida, Brassicales, Brassicaceae.